AAAUCAAACUUUUGCUGUAGAAAAAGACAUGACCACACCCAAAUCACAAAUUCUAAAACGAAUUGAGCUCUUGUCACAUAAUUUAAGCGAUAAAAUAAAAUCCUUUAACGAUCGGGUCAAUGAAAUGAACGGUGACAUGGGCAUCAGCAGUUUAUUACUUGUGCAAAAUGACACGAACAACCUGUUUAAAUCCAGCACCAAAUCCUUGGAAAAAGUUUCGGAACAAUUGCAAAGCUUUUCAACGUCAACUACACAGCGGAUGACCAAUCUAGAGCACAAGUUCGGACGAUUUCCGGAAGACUCAGGAGUGUACUUUAUGCGACCGGAUCCAUCGAAAGAUAUUACUUUUGCAGCAGUUCGCGACUGGACAAAUAAUCAUGGAUAUGGUGACAACUGGAUCGUUUUCCAGCGACGUUUGAACGGUUCGGUCAGUUUCCGUCGCAACUGGACCGAGUAUAAGCAGGGGUUCGGUGAUCUACGCGGUGAACACUGGUUGGGGUUGGAAAAGCUGCACAUGAUCGUGAAAUCCCGUCGUCACGAGCUGCUCAUCGUGAUGGAAGACUUCGACGGUGUGAUUGCGUAUGCACAUUAUGAUGACUUUCAAAUCGGUGAUGAAAGUGAGAAAUACGUCUUAAAAUCGGUCGGUGAAUAUUCCGGCACUGCGGGUGACUCAUUUACUCAUCACAAGGAUGAAUUGUUUUCAACAUACGAUCGAGACAAUGAUAAUUCUAAUUCCAACUGUGCCGAAAAAUUCGAAGGCGGGUGGUGGUUUUACAACUGUUAUCAAAGUUUUCUAAAUGGAAGAUAUGUGAAUGGAAAAUAUAUUUUUCAAGAUGGUAUUGAUUGGAAAUUAUUUCGAGGACUAUCUUCCCUGAAGAGCACUAAAAUGAUGGUCCGUCCUGCUGAGUAAACAAUGAUUGUGGAAAAAGAACUAAUCGCUACAAAAA
This is a messenger RNA of Anopheles moucheti, 947 nucleotides long. Its product is annotated as fibrinogen C domain-containing protein 1-like. Lineage: Eukaryota; Metazoa; Arthropoda; Insecta; Diptera; Culicidae. The transcript has 4 exons. The record is from RefSeq and is a predicted model, not a curated record. Bases 29 to 910 code for a protein of 293 amino acids.